GUCAGUGAGCACUGGGGAUCUUACAGCCUCGGAUUACUGCACUUUAUCUCAGUCAAGCUGAAUACAAGAUACAAAUAAAAAUCACAAACUGAAACGAGCAACGAUGUUCCUCAAAGAAAUAUUCUGCAUACUCGUGACCAGUCUUUACAAUGUGCCUGCUGUUCAGGGUGGUGACUGGGGAGUGAAUUAUCCUCCGCAAGAGAUGUGUGCAUUGAGAGGAUCCUCUGUGGUCAUACCCUGUACAUAUUAUUAUCCUGAAAGCUUUGAAGGCACAGUUUUAACUGUAGUAACUGUGAAGUGGUUCAGGAGUUCUAUUCCUGGUAUUACUGAUCGAGACACAUACGUGUAUCACAGCACUGGGAUCAAUGUGAGUCCUGAAUAUAAAAACCGGACAGAGUAUCUGGGGAACAAAGUGAAGAACUGCACGGUACAGAUACGUGAUCUGCAAAGCAACGACGCUGACAAAUAUUAUUUUAGAUUUGAAACAAAUGAACCUACUGGUAAAUGGACUGGUGCCACUGGUGUGUCCCUUUCAGUAACUGAGCCCAAGGUUACCCUGGACCCUCCUGUUCCAGAUCAUACUGUGAAAGAAGGAUCUUUAGUUAACCUGGCCUGUGGCUUUGACCGCUGCACCCUGAGUGAGAGCAGCUUUGUCUGGUACAGGGAGGGGCAGCCAAUCAGCAACGAGAAAUCAAACAAACUUCAGCUUAAUGUUUCUUAUGAGCAUUCUGGGAAGUACUGCUGUGCUUCUGCUGAGAACAGCAGCAUUAAAUCUGAAGAAAUCAACUUGAUUGUGAAUUACUCCCCAAAGAACACCUCAGUCAGGGCUCCCGGUGGAAUAGUGGAAGGGAGCUCAGUGACGCUGACCUGCACCAGCAAUGCAAACCCACCAGUCAGCAGCUACACCUGGUUCAGGAGGGAUGGAAAUGGGGAUGAGGAGAAAGCUCGUCAGCAGCAUCUCAAUUUCAGCAGCAUCACCUCCAGUGACAGCGGAGAUUAUCAUUGUGAAGCUAACAAUUCUCUAGGCGCACAGAACUCUUCCUCGGUUCAUCUGAGUGUGACAGGCAGAAUAACAAAUGAAGGAAUGGAAACUAUUCUGGCGAUAGUGGCAGCUUCCAUAGCCUUUGGAAUUCUAAUGCUAGGGAUCAUCGUUUUCAUCAAGAGGAGGAAUAAACCAUCAAUCGAAGAAAGUUUCAACAAUGCAGAAAGCCAGGACAGGACGGAUAACAUUUCUAACAUUGUGGGAGAUUCGAAUCUGCAGGGUCCAGCGGGUGAAGAUGACAUCCAGUACGCAGCCAUUCACUUCCAGCCCAAGAGCCCAGAGCGGAAUAAGCACCAAGAAGAGGAGGAGGAUGCUUCUGUAAUCUACAGCACUGUAGCAAAACCAGCCAAUAAAACUUAAUGUAGAGACCUGACUAAUAUAUCAUGUAUACACAAAAUGUAUCAGAGCACUGGGAUCCCAGAGGGGCUCAAUACAGAAUCAGUGUGGUCUCUCAAUACAGAAUCAGUGUGCUUUCUCAAUACAGAAUCAGUGUGGUCUCUCAAUACAGAAUCAGUGUGGUCUCUCAAUACAGAAUCAGUGUGCUCUCUCAAUACAGAAUCAGUGUGCUUUCUCAAUACAGAAUCGGUGUGGUCUCUCAAUACAGAAUCAGUGUGGUCUCUCAAUACAGAAUCAGUGUGGUCUCU
Messenger RNA from Acipenser ruthenus (sterlet), 1686 nucleotides. RefSeq names its product B-cell receptor CD22-like. Bases 104 to 1402 code for a protein of 432 amino acids. Lineage: Eukaryota; Metazoa; Chordata; Actinopteri; Acipenseriformes; Acipenseridae. The transcript is spliced from 9 exons. The record is from RefSeq and is a predicted model, not a curated record.